Messenger RNA from Astyanax mexicanus (Mexican tetra), 2513 nucleotides. It is a transcript of the gene tgm2b, whose product is annotated as transglutaminase 2b. Gene Ontology annotation, biological process: peptide cross-linking. Gene Ontology annotation, molecular function: protein-glutamine gamma-glutamyltransferase activity. The record is from RefSeq and is a predicted model, not a curated record. The transcript is spliced from 13 exons. Bases 127 to 2163 code for a protein of 678 amino acids. NCBI's taxonomy places the organism in Eukaryota, Metazoa, Chordata, Actinopteri, Characiformes, Acestrorhamphidae.
GUUCCUGUGAAUUUCAGUGACGGGUUGGCUGCACUACUAAUAAAGGCUGCUGCUGCUGCCCUGCACUCCUGAAGCAUCAGAGGAGCAGAUCACUCCAGCAAACACCAGAUCACCUCACCAGCGAAUAUGGCUCUGGACUUUGGCAGUUGGGAUCUGGCGUGUGAGUUCAACAACACUGAUCACCGUACAGAGCUGAACGGCACUGACCGGCUGAUUGUGAGGAGAGGCCGACCCUUCACCAUCAACCUCAACCUCCGCUCUGGAUCCUACCAGCCUGGAGUUAACCAGCUCCAGAUCACUGCAGAGACAGGUCCGCAGCCUGUAGAGCAGUACGGUACCAGAGCUGAUUUUGGUCUGAGUGCCACUAUCGAUGACACCUGCUGGAGCGCUGCAGUAACCAGUCCUCCUGGGGAGAUAGUGUCCUUGUCCAUCUGCUCCGCCCCUGAUGCCCCCAUUGGACGCUACACUGUGACCCUGGACGGCAGGGCUCAGUUUGAGUUAAUAUUGCUCUUCAACCCCUGGUGUCCUCGGGAUGUGGUGUACAUGGACAGUGAGGAGAAGCUGGAGGAGUACGUGUUGGCUCAGGAUGGAAUUAUCUACAGAGGAGAUGCUAAAUAUCCAAUUCCCUCAGCAUGGGAGUUUGGCCAGUUUGAAGAAGGGAUCCUGGAUGCAUGUCUGAGAAUUCUGGAUGUGAACCCUAAGUACCAGAGGAACCCUGGAAAAGACUGCUCAGGACGCAGGAACCCUAUCUACGUCUCCAGAGUUCUCAGUGCUAUGGUGAACAGUAAUGACAGAGAUAAUGGAGUACUGGAAGGCUGCUGGAGAGACACGUUUGAUGGUGGAGUCAGCCCCAUGUCUUGGAGGGGGAGUGUGGAGAUUCUGAGGACCUGGAAUACCACUUCCUGUUUACCUGUACGCUAUGGCCAGUGCUGGGUCUUUGCGGCUGUUGCCUGCACCGUGUCUCGAGCGCUGGGUAUCCCCUGCAGAGUGGUGACCAACUACCUCUCAGCCCACGACACCAACGCUAACCUGGUGAUCGAACGCUACGUAGAUGAAAACGGCAAGCUGCUGAACGUCAGCAAAGACAUGAUUUGGAACUACCACUGCUGGGUGGAGAGCUGGAUGUCACGUCCUGACCUGAAAGCAGGCUUUGACGGCUGGCAGGCCAGUGACCCCACGCCCCAGGAGAAGAGCGAGAAUGUGUUCUGCUGUGGGCCAGUCCCCGUUCAAGCGAUAAAGGAAGGAGAGCUCACGUUUAAGUAUGACGCUUCGUUUGUGUUUGCGGAGGUCAACGCGGAUGUGGAAACAUUCCUGAGGUAUAAGGACGGCAACACACGCAAGAUCACCAGCACGAGUCAGGUCGGCCAGAAGAUCAGCACCAAGAGCGUUGGAAGUGAUCAGCGAGAAGACAUCACACACCUUUAUAAAUACCCAGAAGGUUCUGAUGAGGAACGAGCAGCGUUUGAAAAAGCCAAACACCAAAACAAACUGCUGAACCAACAGAACAACACCGGCCUCCAUGUCAAUAUCAAAGUUUCCUUGGAGAUGAGGAAGGGCUGCGACUUUGAUGUCUUUGCUGUGGUUACCAACAACACGUCUGUGGAUAAAAAGUGCCGUCUGGUGUUUGCCUCCCGCGCCAUUACUUACGAUGGAACUAUUGGACAGGAGUGUGGGUUUAAAGAUCUGCUGAACGUGGAGCUGCCACCUGGAGGAGAGCGGAAGGUGCAACUAAGGUUGAACUACAGUAAAUACUGCAACGUUAUAACUCAAGACAAUCUAAUCCGGCUGGGAGCGCUGCUGAUAGACUACAGCACCAGAGACGCUGUUCUGGCCAUGCGCACCAUCGUCCUUGAAAACCCAGAGAUUAAGAUCAGGAUCCUGGGAGAACCUAAAGUGAACCGGCAGCUGGCAGCAGAACUAACCAUGCAGAACAAUCUGCCAGAACCUUUGGGUGCGUGCUGCUUCAGCAUAGAAGGAGCCAAUCUCACUGGGGGCAAGACAAUCACUGAGAGCAUCCCAACCAGUGUGGAGCCCGGGCAAGAAGCCAAGGUCAAAAUCUACUUCACUCCCACCCACUCCGGCCUGCGCAAACUGCUGGUGGAUUUUAACAGCGACAGACUGGGACACGUUAAAGGGUUCAGGAACGUAAUCAUCGGCAAAUAAGGGCCUGUGUCCUCUCCAGUGCGGAUGAAGCACAUGAUACACACGGUGCCUGAAUGAAAGUGCUCAGCAUUUCAUAACAAAAUGUGAAAAGCCAAAUCUGUAUUUUUUUUGUGUCAGUUAAUAUCACUUUUGCUACAGUUAAAGGGACCUUCAUAGUGACUUUUUAAACAGUAACCAUAGAGACUUUUAUGCUGUAAGACUGCAUGAUAGAUAUGUCAGUAUAUACUUAUUUACACUGUGAUGGCAGUUAGCCUUAAUAUCAAUGCAAAACCUUGUUACUACAUGCACUACAUAACUAAGUUUGCAGACUUUUUUUUAAAUAAAAUAACAAUUGCUUUAAAUGAAAACAA